AUGACUGUGAAGAUGGCGGCGAUCACUUCCAAGACUUUGACAGGAAAUGAUGAUGGCAAUGAUGAUGAGGACAUUGUGCCACCAAUAGCCCAGUCUGAAUCAACGGAUCAAUGCUUGGAGAUGCUGCGACGCAUCCAGGACAUGGAGAAGAGGAUCCAAGAUGAAGACAAUGAGGUGAAGCAUUCAGAUCCGCCACAGGAAGAUGCUGCCCCAGGGAGUAAAGACCUUCAAGCACUUUUUGAGAUCCCGGAGGAUGCAGUGCAGUUUGAUUCUUCCAAAUCCAUGCUUGGAAGGUGUGCUUUGAGUGUGUUCCGCUUUGGGAAGCAGGGAUGUAGACUCACCAGCUUUCCUGUUCCCUUUGAAGCAGUGGCCAAAAUCCGCAUGGUGCCGCUCCGGCGCAUUGCAGACGGCGAGGAGGAGGAGGCAUGGUACGGAUGCAAUUCCUUUUCUGGGUGCAUGCUGGUCAACCAAAGCAGGUUCAUCGCAAAGCUCACGGUCAAGGAAUGUUUGGCUGGCUUGGAUGGAAUGCGUGUGGCGUUGAGUGAUGAUGACAAGAUCGCCAUGCAGGAAGCUCAGGGCAGCUCAGAAUUAAUGGACAUGAUCCUCAGCGGCGAGAAGAAACCAGGCAGAAAGAGAACGCAGCAGACCACCGAUGCCGAUGAGGUUAAGCUUCCCCUGCAGAACAUCUUCGACGAGCAUGGCAAUGUCAAAAGCACAGGAGUGGCUUGGGAGGACACAGUGAAGAGAUCAGAGUUCUUCUCGAGCUACUUUGGUCAUGCGAAGAAGGGCGACAGGUCAGCGCUGAUCUUCAAGUACCUGGAGGACAUCAAGCGUGCUUUGAUGGAGAAGCCUGCAAGAAAGCAUGGUUUUUUCAAGCUGCUGUCCGAGAUCCCCAAAGGAUCUCGGAUGAUGAACGACACUGCAUGA
Molecule: messenger RNA, 927 nt
Organism: Durusdinium trenchii
Lineage: Eukaryota; Dinophyceae; Suessiales; Symbiodiniaceae
Source: the annotation of a GenBank genome assembly